AUGCAGGUUACACGUCUAGAAGAAGAAUUUUGGGACCAUUUGUUGUCACUUUAUUUUCUGAUACCAUUCUUAACGUGUACAUUGGCGCUUUAUCAGUACAAUAAAUAUCCAGCACGAGUAUUUGUCGGUGAUACGUUUUGUUAUUGGGCAGGGAUGACUUUAGCCGUUGUGUCGAUUCUUGGUCAUUUCAGUAAGACUAUGAUACUGUUCCUUAUUCCACAGGUGUUCAAUUUUCUGUACUCUUUACCACAACUCUUCAAGCUUGUGCCAUGUCCUCGACAUCGCUUACCGAAAUUUAAUCCGGAAACGAAUAAGGCAUGCAUGAGUAUGGCUGAGUUCAAGGAAUCGGAUCUCAAAUUUCUCGGAAAUUUGACUCUCAAACUAUUUUCUGCGUUCGGUCUACUUCAUACCAGGAGCUUUGAUAGAGAUGGGACGAGAUGGCGUGAAAUUAACAACCUGACCGUGCUGAAUUUAGUACUGAAGUUUGCUGGACCUUUGCAUGAAAAGACUCUCACAAAAGCCCUUCUUCUCAUCCAGUCAUUCUCAUGGUAA
Cylicostephanus goldi is the source of this 552-nucleotide messenger RNA. The record is from the annotation of a GenBank genome assembly. NCBI's taxonomy places the organism in Eukaryota, Metazoa, Nematoda, Chromadorea, Rhabditida, Strongylidae.